Girardinichthys multiradiatus is the source of this 4921-nucleotide messenger RNA. It is a transcript of the gene trim33l, whose product is annotated as tripartite motif containing 33, like. Gene Ontology annotation, molecular function: zinc ion binding. The record is from RefSeq and is a predicted model, not a curated record. The transcript has 14 exons. Lineage: Eukaryota; Metazoa; Chordata; Actinopteri; Cyprinodontiformes; Goodeidae. The coding region runs from base 222 to 4475 and encodes 1417 amino acids.
CCAAACGCAACAUAGGAGCGGGGAGCAUGCGCAGUCGGCAUUAGUCGGCUGAUGCGGAAUUGUCCGUCCAUCUGGAACUAGCUUAGAACCGAACCGGAACUUUAAUCUCGAAACUAUCUGACUUUAAUAGAUCUGAGAGGAGAAACUGGAAGAUGAGCGGCUGAUGGUGGGAAGAGGAGAAGAAGCGGAGCUAGCAGGAGGUGAAAACGUCUCUGGUCAACAUGGAGACCGAUGGAGAUCCAGGAGAGGUCAAGACUCAGCAGUGCAGCACCUGUGACGGCUCCUCGGCCUCAUGUUGGUGUGUGGACUGUGGCGAAGCUCUGUGUGACGACUGCUUGGCGGCUCAUCGCAGAGUGACCCUGACCAGAUCCCACCGGGUCCUGAACCAGCAGCCUGAAGGACCCAGUUUAGUUUUUCCCACCAAGUUCUGCAGAACCCACCCGUCUGAGGAGCUCAAACUGUUCUGUUUCACCUGCUGCCAGCUCACCUGCAGAGACUGUCAGCUGGCAAACCACAAGAACCACAGGUUUGACUUUGUCAGCAAAGCUGUGGAGAGCGUGAAGAAGCAGCUGGACGCCUCCAUGCAACCUUUCAAAGCACAGAUAGAAGCAUCAAAAAGGAGUCUGCAGGAUAUGGAGAUGAGGCUGCAGGUUCUGGCUCAGUGUGAGUCCUUCAUGACCAGCAAGCUGCAGAAACACAUCAACACUCUGACUGCGCUCCUCAACAGUAGGUUUGAAGAAAUGAUCAAACAGAUUCAGAAGGUUUACAGCGUGGAGCGAACUCUGAUCACUAAGAAGAUGGAGAAAGUGAAGCUGCUCCAGAAGAGUCACGUACCUCUCACUGAAGCUGCAGAAGAGGCCAGAAACACCACCAACCUGCCUACUCUGGUGGGCUGCAUAUCUCAGAUUACCUCCCAGUUGAAGGACCUUGCAGGCGAGGACUCGUGUCCACCUUCAAAGAUGGUGGAUGUGAAGGUCAUCACUGACAGAAGCUCAGUGGAAGGCAUUCUGAACUUUGGUAAACUUCACGUCUCCUGGGUCCCGUUCUCCGUGCCCCAAGCAGAAACUCCAGCCAGCUCUUCCUCUUCCCUCAUCACCACUCCUCCCACCUCCACCUAUCAGACCCUCACCUGCAAACCAGUUACAACUAACAGUGUUCCUGUUUGCAUUUCUGCUCCAACCUCCACGUCACCUACAUUGUGCUCCACAGACACCUCCAUCACAUCACCCAACUUCUCCUCCAAUCUGACAGCUUCGUCUUGUAGGACCAUUUGUCAAACUGGGACCAGUACUGGUGUUGCUUCACGUGUUCCAGGUGUCAGUCUACCAGCUUCCAAAGAUCAUUGCCCUCCUCCACCCUCCUCGUCUACAGUUUCCUCCAUCUUCUCUAAUCCCUCUACAGGUAAACCCAAGGUGAACGUGUUGAAAAUCGUCGAGUCAGUUCUGCAGUCGAGAUCCUCUGCUUCUCCUUCCCGUCAGUCCUGUCUUCCUCCCACCUCCGUUUCCAAGUCUUCCUCAGUUUGUAAAACCAUUUAUGCUGCAGCCUCCACCAGCAAGCCCUCCCAGCUGCACCCGAGCUGUGGUUCCUGGGGAUCUUCAUCCAACAAUCGCUGGGUGGUUCCCUCUGCAUCCACCGCAGUCCCCCCACCUGCCUCCAGCUACACCGCUCCAUCAGCCACAGUUGUCAGGUUCAGAACCGUCUCGGCUGUUGAAGCCAGGAAUCCGUUCCUCUCUAGUCUCCUUCAUCAGGCAUUACCAUAUUCAUCUGCUCAGGCAGGUCCUCCUUCCUCUGUAGGUCCAGCUUAUGCUCAUCACCAGGCCACACCCGUCAUGUGUCCUUCUACGCUGGGUCAGAGCUCGUCCAGGCCCUCUGGAAGUCCUCUGUCUUCCUCCUCUUCAACCACCUCCACCAAAGGCUCUGGUGUCAGAAUCAAUGUUCUCACCAAGUCUCAGCUGGAGUCCAAGUCAGGGAAGCUGUUUGUCAAGUUUCAGUGGAAGAAUAAGAAGGCCAGCAGUUCUUCAACAUCCAGCAGCUCCUGUAGAGCUCUUGCUCCUAAAAUCAGAACGUCAGCUCCUCUGAUGCAGCAACCUGCCAGCGCCCAGAACCAGUCUGUAGGUGAGGGUUCGUCCGAACCACACCUCCAGAACCAGCCUGGAGCUGUGGUUCAGACGAGCCCUCAGACUGUUGUCCAGUCUUCAUCCUCCAUCCCUUCGUUCCCAUCUCUAAGCUGCUCUCCAGCUUCCACCUAUUACAUCUUCCCCCAGGUGGUUUCCCCCACAGCUCCGACAGUCAGUGUUCAGCCCGUCAACCCAGUCCUUCCCCUGGUACCGGCUCCGUCGCUGCUUAAUGGCACCCUCAAUCCAGUCCAGCCAUCGCUGAUUGUGAACCAAAGAGCUGUUCCCAGUCAGAACCAGUCUGCUGUACUGCUGCUGACCAACACCAACCCCGUGUACUCGGUGUUUGACUCAGGUCGCAGCCUCCCCUCAGACUGGACCCAGCUUCCAGUGCUGCAGAACCAUGCGCUUCUAGUUCAGGACAGCUGUGAAAGUUCACAGGUUCCUCAAGGAACUCCGGGGAAUGUCUCUUCUGUUGGACGGAGUCCCUCAGCUCCAGGAAUCCAAAUCUGUAUGGAAUCCAGGAAUCAGCUGCUUUCGGACCAACAUCUCACCUCCAGUGUUGGACCUCUUCCCUCCACCCUUGAAGACCAGCAACAGAAUCCAGAUUUAAAGGGGAUGAUUGGCUCCAACCACAAAGUCCAACACAAGGAGGGACAGCAGGAACCAGAAGCAUACAAACCGACCAACGAUGGGUCUGAUCGGACCACCGAUGGAAACAGAGAGGAGGAGAAACUUUUUUCUCCUGAGACACCAGGGAACAGACAGGUAGCAGGUUCAUCAGAAGGAACUGCCCCCGUAGGAGAUCAGUCUUCAUCUGAAACACACGAUGCAGAACCAACUCUGACCAAGCCCAAUGAAAUCCAAUCUUCUUUUAAUUCACCUGGAACAUCAAACCAGGAGCUCCUCAUAAGGUUGUCUGAGAAAAUUGAACCUGCAGAAGAACAGUCUUCACCGAAGGUAUGUGAGGUGGAUCCAACCAGGAGCAAAUCCACAGAAACCCAAACCUCUGAAAAACUAUUAUUAUCUAGAACUCCAGAAGAUCUCACCGUCGUCUUGUCUGAGGAACACGAGUCGCUACCUGAAGUCUACGACGUCAAAUCGAGCUUUGAAGACAUCCGGUCGUUUGUUAAACCGUUUUCACCUGGAACUUCAGAUGAUGACGUUGUUGAAAAUGAACCUGCUGAAGAGGAGUCAUCACAUAAAGUUUAUAAGGUCAAACCGAGCACGUUCACAUCUAAAGAAAUGGACGUUUUUGGUCAACCAGCUUCACCGGUAACGUCUGAGGACAAGAUGUCCCUCGGCUUGUCUGAAGAACCUGAACUUGGACUGAAUCUGUCUUCUUCUGAAACAUCAGACAGAGAAGACGAAGAGCCACCGAGGACUAAGACUAAACAGCAGGACUACAGUCAGCUCUACUGGCAGCCCACAGUGUCUCUGCUAAGACUUCCUCUGCCCCUGCCUGGACCUGGAUGUCUCCUGCCUCGUUACCAUUUUAUCCUCGGAAACCAAAAGGAUGAGCUCUACCUGCAGGAGGUGCAGGAGGACGCUCAGUCCAGUGAUGAGGAUGUCUCAGAGACCAUCUCUGACAACGCCUCGGACAUCACUGAAGACUUCACAGAGCUUCAGUCUCCCGAGUCGCCGUUGUCCCUGGAGGUCAUUUCCUGCGCUGCAUGUGGAUCUUCCAGUGCUUCAAAGAUCUGCACAGUCUGUGGUCGGGGGUACCACAGAGACUGUCACGUCCCUCCAUUUGGACCGGACAUCUGGUCAGAGUUGGUCUGUUCGCUAUGUCAGGACUUGUCGGACCCUUCGGACCCCUACAGCGCUGACAGGCCAACGAGUCCACAGUGUUCUUCUCUCAGCCUGCAAGACCAGAGGAGGUGUGAGACUCUCCUGCUGCACCUGAAGGUUGAAGGCUGCGGACGCUUCUCACAGUUGGAUCUUUGGUCUGAUCUGAUGUUGAUAUCAGAGCGUCUGAGCCACCACGUCUCUCCUCCUUAUCAAACACCUGCACAGGUCGUCUCUGACCUCUGGCUUUUGUUCAGCGAAGCCUCACAGGGAAGUCCUUUAAUGGACCUGCAGCAAAGCUUCCAAAAGAAGUUGGUGGAAACUUUGGGUUCAGAACUUCAUCCUUCACUCCUGAUGGCACCAAAUGGAAGCAUGCUAUGUGAUCCUGAAGGUCCGAGCAGUUCGGCUAACAGUACUGUGUUGUGCAGUAGAGAGAUGCCAAAGCAAACAGAAGAAGACGACUUCAUGUCCGAGUUGAAGCUGAAGGCCCUGAGGAAGAGACUGAGGGACUUUCUGGAUCUGAGGGGAACCUCUGCAGCCAAGAGGCCCAAGCACAAACAUGAAGACGUUUAAGGCUUAAAACCACAGACAGACUUUUUUUACUGCAGGUAUUCUGCAAGAACCACGUGAAUUAUGUUUACUGAGCCAGUUACAGCACCGAAUGGAUCUUUCUGACAACCUGGUAUGGGUCAGGGUUCCGUAAAGAGUUCUGUCUAAGUGCCUUUACAUUUGCCCUGCUUGCAGAUAAUCAUCUUAUGUGUAAAACAUCAAAGCUUCACGCAGGAGGGAAGAAAUGAGACAUAAAACCAGACAUUCGGAAUAUAGUUGAUAGAAACCAUCUGCAGAUCCUUAAAAGAGAAAAUUAUUCUCACAACUUCCCUCACAAGUUGGAUUUUUCUGUUAUUGUUUGAACAUUAUUUCACAUUUUGUACACAUUGUUCGAAGUAAAGCACGUUUGUUGAACAGUUCAUACAAAUCUUUACUGAAUAAAGAAUCAAAGGGAGCUGAAUGUAAAAUUA